Nematolebias whitei (Rio pearlfish) is the source of this 2123-nucleotide messenger RNA. RefSeq names its product DnaJ (Hsp40) homolog, subfamily C, member 30b (gene dnajc30b). The transcript has a single exon. Bases 30 to 1091 code for a protein of 353 amino acids. Lineage: Eukaryota; Metazoa; Chordata; Actinopteri; Cyprinodontiformes; Rivulidae. The record is from RefSeq and is a predicted model, not a curated record.
UUCUUGUUCGCUGGCUUGUCACCUGUAAAAUGGCGGCGGUCAGUCGAAGGUUUAUUGAUUACGGAAUUUACCGGCUGGUAGGUUUCAGAACCACCCCGAAUCGUCCACUGUGCAUCGAAGGAAGUCCCGGUAGUCUUUUAAACUGUGCUUCUUGUCGCAGCCCGACUAAGGAGGAAAAUGUUCAGGUUCUGUCACAAAACAGAGCAGGACUCGUAUCAGAAAAACUUCAUAGACUGAAAGAAGCUCAAAAUCAACAGAAACAUGUGACUUUUCUCGGUGCUGCUUCUUUUCAUUUGCCUUCAUCUCGUUUAAUUUGCUGUACGGACACCAUAGAAAGACCACAAGCCAGCACAACAGGGCUGCCCAUCUCUACAGGAUUCCUCGAGAACAAGCUGCCUUCUUCCAGCAGGUCCAAAGGAUUUGUUUUUAACCACUCAGAGACCUUGAGGUCCGUCCAGCAGCUCAGAGCCUUCUGCACUGCCCUCUUCAUCCUGAAGAGCACCUGGUCAGAGAAGCUGAGUAGUGAACUGAGACUUCCUCACACUUUGAGAGGGUCAACAACAACUAGAGGCUACAGCAAGAGAAGUAAGACGACCUAUUAUGACGUUCUCAAAGUGUCCCCCAGUGCCACACAGUCUCAGAUCAAGACGGCGUACUACAAGCAGUCCUUAAUCUACCACCCUGACAAGAACGCGGGCAGCCAAGAGGCCACACAACGCUUCUCUGAUAUCAGCGAGGCUUACACCGUCCUGGGCAACAUCAGCAAGAGGAAGAAGUACGACCAGGGCAUCCCGAGCCAGUUUGACACAGGGAGACAGUCCACUAAAGAGACAACGAGCAGGUUCACAGGUUACCAGCGACAACACAAAGCCAGACACUUCUACCAAACCGAUGGGAGGCCCAUAUACGAUUUUGAUGCCUAUUAUCAGGCUCAUUAUGGAGAGCAGCUGAGGAGAGCUAGGGCCAUAAGAGCCAGGAAGAAGCAGUUGGAGGAGAUGCAGGAGAAGAACCAUGAGGAAGUUAUGGUUGCGACUAUUUUGUUGGCGGUGUCCAUGGCAGGGCUAAUUUUUUUCAGUUACACCAAAUUUUGAAAUGGCAGCAGCUGGAUGGGUGGCUUCACAGCACAAAACCUUAUACCAGCUGUCCAGCACGAUGGUGGACUAAUGAUGAUUUGGGUCUGGUUUUGCAGCCAGAACCUUUGUGUUUUUACAAAAUGUGCACAUUUUCUGCCAGAUAACAUUGGCAUUCUGAUCUGAAUGUAUGGGUGCAAUAAAGCCUCUGCUGCUUCAGUUUCUGUAUAUUUGGAAAAAAAACUCGGGUGUUCGUGUAAACACGGGCAGUUCAAGUAACUAUAGAUCACCUUCUGAUGUAUUUUAGGGUUUGGACACCUUUAUUUUGAAAAGCUAAUCUAAAUGUAAUAUCAGGUUUACUGGUUUGGUUUGAUCUUACUAAAUUAUCAGUGUACUUUUUAUUUGACUUUACUGCUUCACACUACAGAACCUUUUUCUUUUUGAUUAGUUUUUUGGUGACAAUUUGCUUCUAUUUCAUCCACUAUCGUUUUUUUUUUUUAAACGCAUCAGAAGGAGAUCCUUUAAGAGCCAAAGUUGGAAGCACGAACGAUCAACAAGUCAAAACUAAUUUAUAUAAAUCUAAAAUGAGAAGAAACUUAAAAUAUAACAAAACAGUCUUCUUUUAAUGUGGUUCUUAAAAAAAAAAAAAACGUCUGCAGUACUUUUAAAGAAGCAAAGAACAAAAGACAGUUUUUAUGAAUAAAAACUGGAGAAUGUGAGUUUAUAGGAUUUUAAGCUCUGAGCAGUGUGGCAUUCAAGGUGAACAAUUUUGAUCAGUUUCUCUAAAAUCGCUUCAACUUGUACACCGUGAUCAAAAUGUGUAAAUGAGGCCCAAUAAUAAAAAAUCCACUUUUUUUCCCUUUACACCAGAUCUGUAGAGGAUAAAGUUUUAAUAUUGCAUGUAAAUGUAUACAGCUGCUGUACGUCUGACUUUAUGUGUUUUUAAAUGUAUAAACUUGGAUGUACUGGCCCCACAGGAUGCCUUGAUACGGCUCAGAUUUUGAAAUUAAAUUAAGCCAAGCUACUUUAAAGAAAUAAACUCGUUUGGUUUAA